CAGCCACACAGAAAAAAGUCAAACGUGACUCGGACCCUUCAUCAUUUCGCUCGUAUUUGGCUUUUACGCGCAGUUUCAGCGGGACUCCUCCGCCCGGAACCACAGUCCUAUUUUUUACGCACAGGCUUUGAACGAUAACGUGAACACUCGUUCAAAUUUAUUUAGAAAGCUGAGUUUUCUUUUGCUGUCAAAGGGGACAAAAACCAAAGACACAGCCGUGUGGACAUGUCUGGGAUGCAGGACAGACUCGCCGGGCUGUCUGCAUGCUGCUGCCUGCUCAUGCUGAUUCAUUGCUUGGCGCAAACAGAUGCGGCUUCCACAUGCAGCCCCGCUCAGUUCAAGUGUGGAAACAACAGGUGCAUCACCCGCAAGUGGGUUUGCGAUGAUAGCGACGACUGCGGCGAUAAUACGGACGAACUGUCCUGCGAGGCCAAAGUGUGCCGAUCGACUCAGUUCAGCUGCGAGGAUUCUGACAGGCAGUGUGUGCACAAAGACUGGCGCUGCGACGGCAAAGCCGACUGCCUCAACGGCGCCGACGAGAAAAACUGCACCACUAAUGAGUGCGGUGCUGGCCAGUUCCGUUGCGCGAGCGGCCAGUGCAUCUCCACCUCCUUCGUCUGCGACAGAGACAACGACUGCUCCGACGGCUCGGACGAGGUUUCCUGUCCCAAACCCUCCUGCAGCUCUUACUCGUUCCAGUGCAACAACACCGUGUGCGUGCCCAGCCUGUGGCGCUGCGACGGAGACGCGGACUGCGCCGACGGGUCCGACGAGUGGCCGGAGAACUGCGAAGGGAGGGUCCCGGUCAAGAAACCCUGCAGCGUCCACGAGUUUCAGUGUGCCAGUGGAGCGUGUAUUCACAUGAACUGGCGGUGCGAUGGAGGCGUGGACUGCGACGAUCACUCGGACGAGGCCAACUGCACUCGUCCUACUUGUCGGCCAGAUGAGUUUCGGUGCACAGACGGCUCCUGCAUCCAUGGCAGCCUCCAGUGUGACGGCAAGCGUGACUGCGCCGACUUCAGCGAUGAGCUCGGCUGCCUUAUUGCGAACGUAUGUGAAGGACCGAGCAAGUUCAAGUGUCGCAGUGGGGAGUGCAUCAGCAUGGAGAAAGUGUGCAAUACAGAGAAAGACUGCAUCGACUGGUCCGAUGAGCCUGUAAAAGAAUGCGGCACCAACGAGUGUUUGACAGAAAAUGGCGGCUGCUCCCAUCACUGCACUGAUCUGAAAAUUGGCUACAACUGCUCUUGCCCUGCUGGCUAUAGACUGAAGAUGGACAAGAAAACCUGUGAAGACGUCAAUGAAUGUGAUGAGCACACGUGUGAUCAGAUCUGCUACAAUCUGCCUGGAUCUUAUAAAUGCGACUGUGAGACGGGAUACACCAUCGACCCGGCGACCAAAACAUGCAAAGCUGAAACAGGCACGCUGCCCACCCUGUACUUCACUAACAGACACGAGGUGAGGAGGCUGACAGUGGACAAGAGAGAAUAUCAGUUGAUCCGAGAGCUGAAAAACGCGGUGGCUUUGGACAUCGACAUUCCAAACCACAUGAUCUUCUGGUCUGACCUGUCCCUGAAGAAAAUCUUCAGCUCCAGGAUAGACGUGGCUGGUAACUCCUCCUACCACAGUGUGGUGAUUGGAAGCGACGUCGGGGCCCCAGAGGGCAUCGCCGUGGACUGGAUCCAUGGCAACAUCUACUGGACUGACAGCAUGUUGAAAACCAUCUCCGUGGCAACAACAGACGGAAGUAAGAGGAAGACGCUCGUCAGAGAAAACCUGGAAAAGCCGAGGGCCAUCACCAUCGACCCGGUCAAUAAUUUCAUGUACUGGACGGACUGGGGUGAGAAGGCUAAGAUUGAGAAGAGCGGCCUGAAUGGAGCAGACCGCGUUGCACUGGUGACUGACAACAUCGCCUGGCCCAACGGCAUCACUCUCGACAUGGUGAACCAGCGUCUGUACUGGGUGGACUCCAAGUUGCACACGCUCUCCAGUAUUGACGUGAACGGAGGGACCCGGCACGUUGUCAUUUACAGCCCGGAGAAGCUCGCGCAUCCUCAAUCCCUGACUGUCUUUGAGGAAACCGUAUUCUGGACUGACAUGGAAAACAGUGCCGUUUUUAGUGCCAACCGCCUGUCUGGGGAAGACAUCACAGAGCUGGCUAAAGACCUGGUCCGGCCAGAGGACAUCGUGCUGCAUCACAACCUCAGGCAACCAAACGGUACAAACUGGUGCAGAGAAACUAACCAUAUGAACGGAGGAUGCGAGUUUCUGUGUCUCCCUGCUCCCCAAAUCAACGAGCGGUCGCCGAAAUACACCUGCGUGUGUCCCGACAACACGACCAUGGGAGCCGACAUGAGGCAGUGUGUGAGAGAAAACUCCAGUGUCCCUUCGACUGAAAGGAAAACUGAGGCCCCGCCCCCGCCCAAAGCUCCUACCCAGCAUCCUCCGAGCACAACGACUGCAUCGACCACGAGCACGGCUGCUCCGAAGAAGCCGACCGCCUCGUCUGUGAAGCCCAGACUGAGCACGAGGCCGCCUGCUGCCACUGCUAACGGUGCAGGAGUGGCAGGGCCCCCUGCAGAAGCCCCUCCGUCCCAUCCCGUCGCGCUCUACGUUGUGGUUCCUCUCUUGAUCAUGUGCCUGCUGGCCUUGGGGGCGGGACUGAUGUGGAGAAACUGGCGUCUGAAGAACACCAACACCAUUCACUUUGAUAAUCCGGUGUACCAGAAGACCACGGAGGACGAGGUGCACAUCUGCAGGAACGGCUCUGACGGCUACGUCUAUCCUCAGAAGCAAAUGGUGAGCAUGGAGGACAUGGAUAUUCCAUGACCUAAAGAUGAAGGGG
Messenger RNA from Salarias fasciatus (jewelled blenny), 2842 nucleotides. It is a transcript of the gene ldlrb, whose product is annotated as low density lipoprotein receptor b. Lineage: Eukaryota; Metazoa; Chordata; Actinopteri; Blenniiformes; Blenniidae. Gene Ontology annotation, cellular component: signaling receptor complex; plasma membrane; apical plasma membrane. Gene Ontology annotation, molecular function: calcium ion binding; hormone binding; protein binding. Gene Ontology annotation, biological process: receptor-mediated endocytosis. The record is from RefSeq and is a predicted model, not a curated record.